AUGGCAUCAACAGUGGUAGAGACAAAAGCUUCCCAAGCCACUCCCACCACUAUCAACCUCUCCGUUUUCCCUGAUGGAUUGAAGACAUCGGGACAACACCCACCCGUCUAUUCAAGAGUUCGACCAUACAGCGACUUUCCAAAGGUUCACGGCGGACCUACUCUAUGGAAGGCUGAGGACUAUCGUGAAAAUCCGGAGCUUUGGACCCAUCACUUCACCGAUGAGGAGAUUGAAGAACUUGGAGCUGUGACAGACAACUUCAUUGAAAAAGACUUGCCCUUGACUGGUAUCUCCAAGGCGAACUUCCCUCUCCCUAAGCUCUCAAGUCGGCUCGAAGCUUUGCGAAAGGACUUGAUUGAUGGGAAAGGCUUUUUCCUGUUUAAGGGAGUUCCUGUACGCAAAUGGGAUCUUCGUAAAUGCGCGACAGCCUACAUGGGUCUUGGAACCUAUUUGGGAUACUUCACAAGCCAGAAUGGCCGUGGACAUGUUCUAGGCCACGUCAAGGAUCUUGGAGAGGAUCCAACAAAGACCGAUAGGGUUCGAAUUUAUCGUACCAACGCUCGCCAAUAUUUCCACACAGACGGUUCUGACAUUGUGGGCCUUCUCUGCAUUGCCAAAUCUCUUUCCGGUGGAGAAUCAGACAUUGUUUCUACACACCACCUAUUCAAUGUGCUUCAGGAGAGACACCCUGACGUUGUUGAAACUCUGGUGACACCUAAUUGGUAUUUCGAUCGCAAGGGCGAGGUCUCAGAUGGCCAAGAGCCUUGGAUUCGUGGCAGCAUCUUUUACCUUGAGAACGAGCGCGCGGGUGACAACCCUCGCGUCUACGCCAGAUUCGACCCGAUGAAUGUCACUUCUCUGUCUCGCUUCAACUCUGGACCAGACGCUAAGAUCCCACCUCUCUCCGACAAGCAGAAGUAUGCUAUGGAAAUUUUCGAGAAGACCUGUGGUGAGCUUUCUCUACACAUGAUUCUCGACCCUGGUGAUAUCCAGUUCGUGAGCAACUCGCACGUGUUUCACGCGCGAACUGCCUAUACUGACCAUCCUGCCGGUGCGGUUGAUGAGAAUGGACUGCCCGCCCGGCGGCGACACCUGAUGCGACUUUGGCUCUCUGCGCCCGAGUCCGAAGGUGGUUGGAAACUUCCGUAUCAUGACACUCUUGAGAAGAAGCGCGGCGGUAUCCAGGUCAAUGACCAGCCCCCGGUUUGCCCUUUGGAUGCCGAGUAA
Penicillium cataractarum is the source of this 1227-nucleotide messenger RNA. RefSeq names its product TauD/TfdA family dioxygenase. Gene Ontology annotation, molecular function: oxidoreductase activity. The record is from RefSeq and is a predicted model, not a curated record. The transcript is spliced from 3 exons. NCBI's taxonomy places the organism in Eukaryota, Fungi, Ascomycota, Eurotiomycetes, Eurotiales, Aspergillaceae. The coding region runs from base 1 to 1227 and encodes 408 amino acids.